Messenger RNA from Prorocentrum cordatum, 1442 nucleotides. The record is from the annotation of a GenBank genome assembly. NCBI's taxonomy places the organism in Eukaryota, Dinophyceae, Prorocentrales, Prorocentraceae.
GUGGAGCGAGCGGCCGUCUACGCUCGCAACCCGUCGGGUUGCCUGGACGACCUCGCGCGGCUGCACGCGGAGGUGUCCCUGCUGUCCACGGAGCUCCGCGAGGUUCGUUCGCACCAGGCCCAGCAGGGCUCGGACGCGGGGUCGUUCUACGCGCACACCCUCGGGUUCGUGGUGACGGGCAUCGUCGCGCAGAUCGUAGGCGCGCGCGGGUUGUUCAGGGCCGAGGGGAACGCCGCCGAGGCGGCGGAGUUCUUCAACGAGCUGCUACCAGGCCGCGUCGUCACUUUCCACUACGACGACGAUCGCGGCAUCUGGCACGAGCGCGUGCUGAUCUGGCCUGCUGGUUCGCAGCGGCCUGCGACGAGGUGGGCCAUCCUCGUGCCCGAUCGUGACAUCUACGACCGGGAGUUAGCUAGCGCCGCUGACGGGGACGGCCCUGACAAGGCGUCGCUGACCUUCGGCGCCACCCCUGCUCGUCAGCGGCCCGCGGGCCGCGUCUACCGUUUCCGCGCCUACCCCUCGGAGCCCGAGCUGCUGGACAUGGUGCGAGCUGCUCGGCGUGAUGUGCGGGCCGCGGGGUUGGACGUCGCCGAGCCGUCGACGCACGUGCAGAAGGGCGAGGUGCUGGGGGGCUUCACCACGGUCAGCUUCGGUGAGGACGACGCUGAGGACGAGCCGGCGGCUGUCGGUGGGCCCGCUACCCCGCCGCCGGGGGCCGUCGGCGCCCGCGUGCUGGUCAGCGCGGAGGCGCCGCCUCCAGGGAUGACUUGGAUUGCGGCCAAGUCGGCGGGGUCGAAAAUCAAGCGCGGCGACGAGGUCCACCUGCUCGCGAGCGACGUCGUCUGGGGCGAGAGCGGGCUUCACGGUCUGCCGUCUGGCUUCAUAGUGCCCAUGGAGCUGGUUGCCUCUGCCUCUCCCAUCUGGCCAGGUGGCGAAGAGGGCGACGACGCUCGUCUCCUGGGCCCAUUCACCAGGAACCGCGAGGGACGACGCCACCUCGACUUCCGCGAGCCGGUGGCGCAGAUGCGGCAGGAGGUGCUCGACGAUUUCCCGCUGUCUGGAGAGCGGAGCUACAAGUGGCUCUGCGAGUGCAUCGUCGACCACGGCGGGGCGCCCGAGGGCCGCCAGACCAAGUGGAUGAGCGAGAGCGGCUGCACGGAUGACUCGGCGGCGGCUCAUUUCCACGACCUCUUCGGGCUCGCGAUCGAGUUCGCGCGGACCUACGAUCAGGCGGGCGGCUCGAACCUGGCCUGCAUGGAGGCUGCUGCAUGGACGUGCCAGCUUGUCGAGGAGACCAUGGGCAGCAUGAAGAUCGAGGGGGUCGAGCACGCUGUCGGCCGCCUGAAGCAGAGCGCUCGCCGCGGGGGCGCGGCAGCGCCAGGCCUGGCCAAGCGCGCGACCGAGCAGCUCGCCAAGGGGGCCGAGAUCCAGAAGCAGAGGAG